UUGAAAGAAUAUAUUUUCGUCUCGGUGAAUAUUCACCAAUGUUCACUUCGCCUUUGGCGAAUAAUUGUUAAGUAGUAAUAGAAUUGCAGUUACUAUUAACUUCUAUGACUUCCUCUCAAGUUGUCGAAGUGUCGCCUUCGCUAAACUGCUGAAAUUUAUUUGCUGAUUAAUUUUCUUUUACCAGCGUUUCCGCGGAAACAGAGACAGCAAUUCUAUCAAGUAUCACGAUAUUCCUCUCCCCAUUUUGACGUCAGAAAUCAUUAUCUCACCCCAAACUUGGGCUGAUAACGUUGGCUUGCGCUUUGAACUCUACGGCUGUGAUCCAGGAUACUAUUUUUUGGUAUGGUGGAUGUUUGAUGGACGUUUUUUUACUAAAAAUCAUGCAAAUUUAAAUAGCCUGGAUCAUAAUGACACUAGAGAUGACACACUGAUAGAGAUUGAAAAAUAUCUACGAGUCUUCCCAGGAUUCAUGUCAGUCGAAUUUAUGACAUUGAGCCCUCACAGAUCUUCCUUUGUCUAUACAGUCCUCACCGCCGAAAUGAAAAUUCUUUGUUUAAAAUCCAGCGAGAAAAACUUGGUAGCGAAGCUGAACACAGAAAGAAGGAACCUUGAUGUGUUGUUCAGAUUUCCAUUAAAAUGCCAGUGCUUCUAUCCGCAAGUUAACAUCUCUAUAAAGAAAACACUCAAGGAAGCUACUGUACUAUACACCACUCAAAACAUAACUAUUUACGCUGAAACAAGUCAGGGAAACUGUGAAGAGUCCUUGAACUUCAAAUGGGAAAUUGCGAAAGCAAGUGAUAAGUCAAGCGAGUUUGGGCGCUUUGUUGUCCAUGGUGAUGCAUUUAACAACAAAACAGGAAAACUGCAAUUAAAAGGGAGAGAGUUCGACGAGGGUUACCUGUACAUCAGAUGCGUUGCAUUCAUCAAAACUCGGUCAGGCGAUGAUGGAGUAGAAACGUACGACUUUGGCUAUGUCCGUAUUGUUUAUCCACCUUUGGUUGUACAGAUUGCUGGUAGUAGUGCUGCAAUAAAGGGAAAUGGCAGUGUUACGUUAGACGCAUCAAGCUCUUAUGAUCCCAAUACUCGACUUAACAACAGCAGUGGAUUAAGCUUCAGCUGGUACUGCAAGAGAGUGGAUGGCAACGUCACGAAGGAGGGCCCGAGUGGCUGCUAUGGUCACCAUUCAGGGAAGCUAAGCAGUGCCAAGCCGAUUAUUAAAGUGGAUGUGGAUAGCAUGGACGCAAAUCAGACUUACCUCUUUGAAUUGGUUAUUACCAAGGAUCGUAGGGUAUCUAGAGCCACUCAUACCCUAGCUGUGUUUCCUCCGUAUGUUAUUUCUUUAAGGUAA
Molecule: messenger RNA, 1348 nt
Organism: Orbicella faveolata
Lineage: Eukaryota; Metazoa; Cnidaria; Anthozoa; Scleractinia; Merulinidae
Product: polycystin family receptor for egg jelly-like
Biological process (GO): detection of mechanical stimulus
Cellular component (GO): membrane
Molecular function (GO): protein binding; calcium ion binding; calcium channel activity
Source: RefSeq, a predicted model, not a curated record